UUUUUAGAGGACGGAAAUAGAUUUGUGACAGGCCUUUGUAGGCGAGAGAUGAAAUCCAGCAGUUUCCACCGGGACCAGAGGAUGCGGUAGUAGAGCAGGUACGCCUGUCAUUGCUUGUGGCGACGCUAUCGGUGCAGCCAACGAUCAUUGGUAGCAUUAUCAUUCACCGAGGUUUGUUCCACAGAACCGACCGCGAAACGAACGAGGUACUCUCCAGGAGGGUAGACCCCCUCGAGUAUGAAGUAGAGGCUGGUUCGUCAACAGAGUCACCAGGGCUCAUGAAGGAAAAUCCAACAGUGACGCUGAAGGUACGGAAAAUAGACUACUGUAGUAGACAGAAGAGGGCAACAGAGAAAAACAGGUGUACCGCAAUGCUCCAUUCUGAGUUCGGUGUUGUGGAAUGGCAUGUAUGACGAUGUGUUCAAACGGUGAUUGUGGGCUUUCCAGGUGAUCGAAGUCUACGGCGAGUCAAUCAACAAGGUCGCGUUGAAGGCGGCGCUAUCCAUACGUGUAGUGGAAGAUUGUAUACACUCCAGAAAACUGAAGUUAGCGCAGCAUAAACGGAGGUCAUCGUAGUGAAAGACCGUAAAUCGGAGACGUCGAUUAGUGCUGGUUAAUACACUAUCGUCUCAAAGCGAUCCUUGAAGCUCCUGGUGGUGAUGGUCGAUAAGAAGCUCACGUUUGGGAGCCACGUCGACCUUCGGGAGCCACGCCAGUAGAAAGUUUCAAAGCCUGGGGAUCGCAUGCGCGUAUCAAACCGUGUUAUACGAGGCAAUAUGCGUCUUGGUUGGUCUGGCCUAUCAGCAUCAUCAUUAAAGAGGACGUAGGGUGCUUCGACCAACGAGACACAAGAGGUGUACGUAAUACCAGAGGAUCAUCUUCGAUGGAUGGCUCGUUUCUACUAAAGGUAGAUGAACACAUUGACUCAUCCCGGCGAUAUCGGGAAGGAUCGAGAAGCGUCAUGGAGAAGUUAGCACAGAUCCUCUCAGGCCAUGGCUGCUUCAGGCAUUACCCAUAGGUCACCCAUGUGUCCACAAUGUAUGGGUGUGGGGAGAAUGUGUGACGACGAGGCACUGCUCUUCAGAGCAGUCAGUGCGGCUGCUUCCCAGCCCUCGCGUUGCUAGGCAUCAAUCAACGGAUCAACCAUCGAAAUGCCAGUGUAGCUAGCUCUAUGUAGCUAGCUAACUGGUUACAAAAAAUGCAUGUUGCGUUAAAGAGUUUUUCACACAUUCCAACUCCGAUAGUCAUUCUGUAUUUCAACUACCAGCCAGCGCAUACAAGUAGUCCAGUCCUUUUCAGGGCUCAACAUGAUAAAUUUCACUCCGAAACGAUUCUUCGCGGCUACAUGUUGCUUCAAGCUGUUCGAUACCAUCCUAAACUUCACUUAUCGUUCUCACGUCUAUCUCGUCCAAUGUGCCAUUUAGGUGUUCACCGCUCACCGUACGUUCAUUCGUUAAAAUACUCUUAUCUUCAUCCCGGCACAUUUCGGCUGUAAGCCGUCGCGUGAUACAUUAUUCGUAAAUUUUCGGAUUUCCAGCAAUUACAUCCAGAACCAAUGACCAUAACAGUUUCAUGGCACCAUGUGUUUGUCGUUGAGAACAAAAAACCAUGGAUGGAAUUGGUUUUACGUUAUAUAACUUGAAAGAAAGACAAAAUGGGACAAAAUAUGCGGGUACAUUUCAUAAGUACUCGCAUAUUUUGUCUCAUCACAUAUAAAUUCAACCAGCAACCGACAGUAUCAUUGGCAACGUAGAUUGUACUACAGAAAAACAACAUUAGUCUAGUUAAUUAAAUGACAUUCUUCCAUAUGCCUAAAAUAAUCCGAUAUACACUAAUCUGGAGCAAAAUUAUAUGUUUGCAGUUUGUACCACUAUGCAGUGGGACUGUAAUGCGGGUACUUUCAAUAUGGGACAAAAACAACUUGGUAUUUUUUUCAUGUUUUUCCAUACAAAAGUAUCAAUUUUAAUUUUUUUUCCAGAAAAUAUGAUAACAAUUAAGUCGAUUCCCGAUGAUAACUCAAAAGUGACCAAAAUCAGUAUGGGACAGACAGAUGAGUUUGCUGUUAUAUGUAAAAUAGUCUGUUUUGUUUAUUUUCAAAGGUCUUUCAUACGUCCAGUAAACCUAUUCCUUGUAGAACAAAAUGAGAAUCAUUAAUAAUAUUUAACAUAUCUGAGAUCGUAGAUUGCUUCGUGCAAACUGAUUGAACUUUUUGAUUGAUAGUUUUAAAUUUUUGGAGUUUUAGUACAAACAUAUAUCAAGGGCAAUUUUGUUUUGAAAACAUCCUAGAUACAAUUUUUCAUGAACUGUUACCCAUUAUAUAUCAUAACACACUGCUGGUAAAAUUACAAGGCCCACAAUACUCUGGUCAACAAGUAGUUUGGACCAUGUCUUUAAAUGGCUGGUUUUGUCUAGAUAUCGAUUGUCCCGUUACAAUGUCAAUCAUAUGGAUGGGCACGCUGAAGUUGGCGUUAAUUAUUUCUGGAACAUGUGUAGUUAUAAAAAGGUACCUCGACCCCCGAUUCAACAGAACUCUUACAGUCGAAGAAGUGUACAAAGACCGCGACCAGUUCGCCGCACUGGUGCGAGAAGUCGCAGCGCCUGAUGUUGGCCGCAUGGGGAUCGAAAUCCUGUCGUUUACCAUCAAGGAUGUGUAUGACGACGUUCAAUAUUUGCAGUCGUUGGGCAAAGCACAGACGGCCAGUGUCAAGCGAGACGCAGACGCCGGCGUUGCAGAAGCAAACAGAGAUGCCGGAAUACGGGAAGCUGAGUGCGAAAAGAGCGCAAUGGACGUGAAAUAUUCGACGGACACAAAAAUUGAAGACAAUGCUCGAAUGUAUAAACUCCAGAAGGCUAAUUUCGAUCAGGAAAUCAACACUGCGAAAGCUGAAUCCCAACUUGCGUAUGAGUUACAAGCAGCUAAAAUUCGCCAAAAGAUUCGUAACGAAGAAAUUCAGAUCGAUAUAGUAGAACGCCGUAAACAGAUUGAAAUCGAAACGCAGGAAAUUGCUCGUAAAGAAUGUGAAUUAUCUGCCACCGUAAAGCUUCCGGCGGAAGCUGAAAGCUACCGUGUUCAAACCAUUGCGGAAGGUAAGCGUACGCAAACGGUUGCGAAUGCCAGAGCAGAAGCAGAACGGAUCAAAAAAAUCGGUGCCGCCGAAGCAGAAGCGAUAGAAAUGAUUGGCAAGGCCGAAGCCGAACGGAUGCGGAUGAAGGCCAAUGUUUACAAACAAUACGGAGACGCUGCUAUUAUGAAUAUAGUGCUCGAGUCACUGCCAAAGAUCGCCGCCGAGAUUGCCGCUCCUCUGGCGAAAACCGAAGAAAUAGUAUUAAUCGGUGGUAACGAUAAUACGACCGCUGAUGUGACGCGUCUCGUGGGUCAGCUACCGCCAGCGAUAAACGCGCUUACUGGAGUGGACCUGUCAAAAGUAUUAGGUAAAAUACCUGGUGCGAAAGCAUAAUAAAUACAAAAUUCAAGCAUGCAAUGAUCGCAAUUGUUGAGCCGUAAGAUGUUCUAGCAAAUCGUUAAAAAAGGUAUUCAAUUACAAUAUUUUCAAAUUUUAGUACACAAUUCGUACUCAUGUUUGUCUCCGAGUAACAGAAAAACAACACCAUUUGGUUUACCAAAUAUUCUCAAUUCAAACCACCUUCAUGCUUGACCCUUUUCAUCCAAAUUUAUACUAUAAUCAAUAAAAAUGCUAACAUAUCCGGAUAACUGAAUUGAGCGGUGUAACUCAAACUAAUAAUUACAAUUUUACACACAUUUUAACCACGAUUUCGAAGAAGGGUUUACGCAGAAGAUAACAAGAACAAACUCAACGGUUCAGCUUUUGUUUUCAAUCAAACACUUCAUUCACAAAUGUCCAGCCGCCAAAAUAUUAACCAAAGGGAAAUGGUUCCGGCAGUCGACCAUGCAGUAACAAAGCAAGUCCAUGUUUUGGCUUUAAAGCACCUUUCAUUUCCGUAAGCAGUGAGUAGGAUUCGAAAUAACAAUGAUAUUCAUAAAGGUUCACAUACCUACAUCGGAUGUGUUACUCUGUUCUAGAACAUGUAAAUUGAUAUUAAAAGCAACUUCUCGAUAACUAGUUUAAAGAAUUCAACGUACAUAUAUAUUACUAUCUAAAACGAAUUACGACUGCCAUUGCGGUAUGAACCAAAGUAUAAAUCGCCUUCUUCAAAUGCGUGUGUGCAUUUUUGUACGUUUAUAGUUCAUUUGUAUCCUUGAUGCAUGUUUUGUUUAAUGUAAACUCAACGUAUAUGAAAUAGGGUAUGUACGGUCACAAAAUGAUAAGUUCGAAACGUUUAACACAAAAAUCGUUUAUUACCGUUCAAAACCUUUAGUUUCUAGUUAAUCCGACAAAUCCAAUUGCAAGUGGAUUGGAAGUCAUUGUCAAUUCGAUCAACAUUGCCCUAACGAAUUCGGCGAUAGCUAAAUGUUUGACUCCUCGAAAGAACUGUUCAAUCAUCAUCAAAAGAUCACCAAUAUACAAACGCAGCAUCGCGAUCAUGUUCGGUCACCGAAAUGUGACAACGAUACAGCAAAAUUUAUUCUCGUCGGUUUUUCGUAGACAGGUUGCACAGUGUGACCACCGUAAGUCUAUGUUGCAUUUUAUACACUCACAGUUUGAAGUCAUUAUCCGGUAAAUCAUAUUUUUAAAUCUAAAUUUUAUAACUGUAACAAAUUCCGUUUAUUACACCGUUUCUGUAGUGGUGUCGAUUACCGCAUCUAAAAUGUAUUUUGAUGGCACAAAACUAGGGUGGCCACCCAACUCUCUCCCAGCGAGUAAAACCAUAAGUUUGUAAUGGUUCUCGCUGUUUAUGCAUUUUUACAACCCUGAUAAAUAAUUUCGUUGGGACGGAGAAAAUUUACAUUCGACUGGAGAACCAUAAAUUACCUCCCACGCUCGAAAAGGUGGCACUCUACACAAAAAUACUACCAGUAACGAUGUCAGUAUACCGUUUUUAGUUGUGGCCAAACUUGUGACACAUGAAGCAACUGCAUUAUUAUCCUUCUUUUAUUUUUAUAGUUAAACUGACUCAACAUUUUUUAACAAUUCUCGAAGCCAACUCGUUGAAUCUUAUUGAAUGUCAUAGAAGACAUUCGUGUAAGACGCCAAUUCUUCCCCUGUAUACAUUCUAAUUUAGCUGAAAGUCGAUAGCUGUCAGUAUCCUUAGACUAGCGGAAACAAAUAAUAUGUACAUCUCUAUCAAAAUCCACUGGCUUAGUAAACUAUUGUAUCACACAUCUAGAGAGAGAAAAUAGCGAAUCAAAAAGGCUUCGGUGAAAUUUCUUUAAUCAAAAAACCCAAAGAAAAAUCGCAGAUUCAAUUAUUCAGCAUUUUUUAAAAGCCAUCAAUAGCCUUGCUAACACACAAAUCGUCUUAUAGCUGAUAAGUCUAGAAAAAAUACCACUUUCGCCGUUGCAUUAUUCCUGCUUGUAAAGAAAUACGACUAUGCAGCUUUAAAAAGCCAACAUGUGUGGCAUGUUCGCUUGCUCUAUCCGCAUAAAUAGUUUCUUUCUUCUUCUUAUGCCACGCAAAACCUCUAGAAUCGUACAAAUUCCUCGAUCUAAAAGUUUAGUAAAUCAUUACACUGUUGUCAUCUCCAGUGCACAGCAUAUAGAAUCGAAAUUAUACUGAGUCCUAGUGCAAAUUCACGACAAACCGAGUUCACAUCCAGAAGAAGGAAACAUAACUAAAAGGUAAACCUAACUGCAGAUACAAAAUGUAUAUUUUUAUACUACUUAUAUAUAUUGAGCUAGGCGAAGGAAAUCAAUAUACAAAUGAAUGAUAUUAAAAUCAUAUUUUUGAAGUCGUGUAGAGCUAGAAAAUAUUCUAAUGGAAUAAAACUGCAAAAGGUGUCGGAACGCAUCAAGAUCAGUUAGCUUUUCUGCUUGUUCAGCCAGAUUUAAAAAAAAAACUAUAGUUUCACGUUUCUCGCUGUUAAACGUCUGCGAAUCAACCAACCAAUAGCAACCGUUUUAUUUAUCUUUCAAUAAGUAAGAUGUACGAAACUGAACCAAAUGUUACUACAUUUUUAAAUCACCUAAUUUCGAACUAACACCAACACUAUAUAUUAUAAGUUCUACAAUGUGGAGGGUGAAUUUUUAUCUUUAAACAUAUUUGAACAAAAGUUAACCUUUAAUGAUAGGAAUAAAGAAAAACGCAAUGGAUCAUGCAGAAGGAAAUUUCCAAACGAAAUAAAAAAUCCAGCAAACUAAUUAUAACAAUAUUCAAACUAUAAUCCUUCCCAAGUUAUGCCACUUCUUGAUUUUUCUUUUCUUUGAAGUGUGUGAAUGUGUUCCAAAAUGAUCGAGCAAAUUGUGUAAUCUUGUAAAAACUCACGUACAUGUUAACCUACACGAAACUUAUUUCUGACCAAAGUAAACAAUAUUUAAUCACAGUCAUCAGCAACCAGUGGUUAGUUUCUAAAAAUAAGCGUUGACGAUGUAAAAGAAAUAAAACUUUUAGUAAAUAUAUGCAGAAAAUGUGUAACACUCUGAUGAUUUAAAUAAAGAAAUAUGUAAGCGGUAUGAAUGAAACAA
Molecule: messenger RNA, 6541 nt
Organism: Wyeomyia smithii (pitcher-plant mosquito)
Lineage: Eukaryota; Metazoa; Arthropoda; Insecta; Diptera; Culicidae
Gene: Flo2
Product: flotillin-2
Exons: 5
Coding region: 2385-3458 (357 amino acids)
Biological process (GO): regulation of myoblast differentiation; protein localization to plasma membrane
Cellular component (GO): plasma membrane
Source: RefSeq, a predicted model, not a curated record